UAGUAAUUGGGUGAGCAGUAGCUUGCAAGCACCCUGCAGAACCACGUGUGGCUAUGAAAAGGCGAGAGCUGGAGGUGGUGGGAGGUGGAUGUACCUUCACAGAGGCACUGAAGCAUUGCUGCAGAAGUGAAUAAUGUUUCCAACAUGUCUGUGCAGACACUGCUUUGUGAAAGAAUUGCCGUUGCCAAAGAACUGAUCAAGAGAGCAGAAGCCCUUUCCAAGUUCCAGAAAAGGAGAAUAGAAGGUGGGGCAAAACUAUGUGGCAAACUGAAGGCCGAGUUAAACUUCUUACACAAAGUGGAGUCGGGGAAGAUGGUCAUUAAAGAAUCUCAUCUGCAGAGUACAAACCUCACCCAUCUCCAAGCCAUUAUCCAGUCAGCAGAGAACCUGGAGGAUGUUGUCAGUGUCCUCCAAGUCUUUUCUUAUGAGGACAGGUUUGGAAACAGACAGACGCUGGUGGUAGACGUUGUAGCAAAUGGAGGUCACACGUGGGUGAAGGCCAUUGGUCGGAAGGCUGAAGCCCUGCAUAAUAUCUGGCUGGGAAGGGGCCAGUAUGGUGACAAAAGUGUCAUUGAGCAGGCUGAAGACUUCCUGCAGGCAAGCUGUCAACAGCCAGUGGAGUAUAGCAAUCCCCACAUAAUAUUUGCCUUCUACAACAGCGUGUCCAGUCCUAUGGCAGAGAGACUUAAGGAGAUGGGGAUAUCUGUGCGAGGAGAUGUUGUUGCAGUGAACUCUCUAGUAGAACCAUCUGUGGAAAACCAGCACCUAAGUGCCAGUGAAUCAGAUGAAGAAGACCUUGAACUGCAGGUCACCAGAGUAGAUCGGGAGAAUUUAGUGACCAGCAUUGCUUUUCCUACACAGAUCAAAGUAAAUGUGUGCAAUAGAGUGAACUUAGACAUCACUACAUUAAUAACCUAUGUCUCUGCUCUGAGUUAUGGUGGCUGCUACUUCAUCUUCAAAGAAAAAGUGCUAACAGAGCAAGCGGCUCAAGAAAGGAGAGAGAGAGUCCUGCCUCAGCUGGAGGAGUUCAUGGAGGGGAAGGAGCUCUUUGCAUGUGAAUCUGCUGUCAGAGAUUUUCAGUCAAUCUUGGAAACGCUGGGAGGGCCUGGGGAGAAAGAGAGAGCUGCAUUGCUUGUUAAAAGAAUUAAUGUGGUCGCAGAUCAGCCAUCUGAUCGUGCCUUACGACUAGUGGCUAGUUCAAAAAUCAACAGUCGUUCUCUAACAAUUUUUGGGACAGGAGACACUUUAAAAGCCAUCACCAUGACUGCAAAUAGUGGUUUUGUGAGGGCAGCUGCUAACCAAGGCGUCAAGUUCAGUGUUUUUGUUCAUCAGCCAAGAGCACUGACAGAAAGCAAAGAAUCUGUUGCCACACCUUUACCAAAGAGCUGCCUACGUGAUAAUGGAUUGUAAUUUGUUAAAGGAAUUAAUCUCUGAAUAUUGCUGAUCUUUCAGUGGAAACAACUGGAGAAAAAAGAGAGUCAUAGCGAUACAUUUUCUGAUUGUGUAACAGUGAGAACAGUAACUGGAGCAAUGGAAGGGUUCCCCAGGAGACUUACAUUGUCUUUAUUCAGUUUUUGUUUUUUGUUCAACUGCUAAUUUAUUCAAUAAAGUAAUAAGAUUUCCUUGAAAAUCAUUAACUGUUACAGUAUAUUAAUUGUAUCCAUCCCUAUUAAAACAUUCAGUUACAGCACACA
Messenger RNA from Meleagris gallopavo (turkey), 1694 nucleotides. The record is from RefSeq and is a predicted model, not a curated record. Lineage: Eukaryota; Metazoa; Chordata; Aves; Galliformes; Phasianidae.